AUGAACGACGCCGAUCUGGGGGAUAAUAUCGAGCAGCGCGUGGCCCAGUCGGAGCAGGCCAAGGCCCAACGAGACAAGCGCUUCCAGAAUGACGAUGCCCACUUGGAUCCGAGGCUUAUCAUCGUCAACGCCAUCCAGCUGGCCAUCGCCAUCAUCUCGAAUGUAUUCCUCCUGCUGAACAUGGCCCGCCGGGUCCGCUUCUCCCUGGCCCAGCCCAUCACUAUCGUGGGCUGGUAUCUCUCUGCGAUCUGCCUAAUCGCUCUCAAUGCCACUGCCUCGGGACCACUCGUGAUUGAACCGCGAGAGGAGUACAUCAACUCCCAGGCCUUCUACUAUGGCAUGUUCGCAGCCAUUCUAUACUUCGUCACCGCCUCCCUCAUGGUCGUCACCGUGUACGGCGCUUACACCCGCCACUACGCAGAGGACUUUCAACUCACCACGGCGCAGCGCACCCUCAUGCUGCAGACGAUCCUCUUCCUCCUCUAUCUGCUCCUCGGCGCUCUCAUAUUCUCCACCAUCGAAGACUGGUCUUACCUUGAUGCUGUCUACUGGGCCGACGUGACGCUCUUCACUGUCGGUUUCGGCGACUUUGCAGCCGCCUCACCCCUGGGCAGGGCUCUGCUCAUCCCCUACGCCCUCAUCGGAGUCAUCAGCCUCGGUCUGGUCAUCGGCUCCAUCCGCAGCUUGGUUCUCGAACGCGGCCGCCGCAGACUGGAUGCGCGCAUGGUCGAGAAGAAGCGCCGGCAGCUGAUCCGCACAAUGACCCGCAAGGGAAAGGACGACAUCCUCAAGCCCAUCCCGUCCAACGUCGAGUCUCCCAUCUCGGAUGCCUCGCCCCUGCCGGCCACCGAGUUCGAGCGUCGCCAGGAAGAGUUCAACCUCAUGCGCAAGAUCCAAGAUUCUGCUUCUGUCCGUCGCCGCUGGAUGGCCAUGUCCAUCUCCUUUUCGUCCUGGCUCAUCCUCUGGCUCGUCGGCGCCAAGAUCUUCCAGGAGUGCGAACGUCCGUACCAGAACUGGUCGUACUUUGAGGGCUUCUACUUUGCCUUUGUCACACUGACCACCAUCGGUUACGGAGACCGCACCCCUGUCUCUAAUUCGGGCAAGGCAUUCUUCGUCUUUUGGUCGCUCCUGGCGCUGCCGACGAUGACGGUCAUGAUUUCGAAUGCAGGAGACACCGUCGUCAAGGCCGUCCGCGACGCCACGCUCGAGCUUGGAAACGUUACCAUCCUGCCGGGAGAACGCGGCUUCCGCAAGGAGCUCCUCGCUCUGCUGGACCGAUGGACCUGCGGCGUGAUAUUCAAAGGGCCGCUCAUGGACGAGGAAGACGAGCUGCCCCCGGGCUUCCUUGGGAAUGCCCACCGGCUGGAGCAGGGCAGCUCCGAGGAGGACGACAACGACACGGACGCCUACUCCUCCGUCCCCGAUCCCACCUCAGGCCGACAGCAGUCCCGAUCUCGCGACCCCACGGCACCGCUGCCAUCCUCUCGUGCCGAGUACCAUUUCCUACUCAUCUCGGAGAUAGCCGCCGUCCGCCAGCAUUCCAAACAGAAGCCCGCGAAAAAGUACUCGUUCGCCGAGUGGGCGUGGUACCUGAAGCUGAUUGGGGAGGACGAAAGCAGCUCGGCCACGCACCGCAAGGCUCGUCCGCAUAUCCACUCCAAGAAGAAGAAAAGCAGACGGAGGAAGGUGCGCGAUGAGGAUAUGGAGUGCCCUGACGAAGACAAGUGGUCGUGGGUCGGGUCGCAGUCGCCGCUGAUGGGGAGCCUGGAGGAGUGCGAGUGGAUUAUCGAGAAGUUGACGGAGAAGUUGCGAGACGAGCUUGAUGUUGUCCGUGGCGAGAGCAGCAGCAGCGACGUGCGAGGCGAGAAGGACGCCGGGGAUGAGAUUAUGUAG
Messenger RNA from Colletotrichum chrysophilum, 1893 nucleotides. RefSeq lists its product as uncharacterized. Gene Ontology annotation, molecular function: potassium ion leak channel activity. The coding region runs from base 1 to 1893 and encodes 630 amino acids. Lineage: Eukaryota; Fungi; Ascomycota; Sordariomycetes; Glomerellales; Glomerellaceae. Gene Ontology annotation, cellular component: membrane. The record is from RefSeq and is a predicted model, not a curated record. Gene Ontology annotation, biological process: potassium ion transmembrane transport; stabilization of membrane potential. The transcript is spliced from 2 exons.